AAGUGAAAGAUGAAACAGAUGUGGAGGAAGACAGCAAACCCAAUGAGACAAAAAAAAACAUCUGAAACCAUCUGAGAAAGUUAGAAAAGCAUUUUAUAGAGCAGAGCAUGGACAGAGAGGCUGCAAUAACAACCAGCAAGAAGCAUGACCACUCCUCUAGCUAGCCUCAUCUUUAGCCUUGCAGUUUUAGGUAGGAUUAGUGCUGAUACGUUGACCCUGGAGGGUCACGUUGGAGGAGAUAUUCAGAUCAGGUGUUCCCAUAUCAAUGCAGAUGACAAUGUCAAGUACUUCUGCAAGGCGCCCUGCAUGACUGAGAGUGACAUUCUCAUUAAAAGUGCAAGAAGUGGUGACCCAAAUAUAGAGGGGAGGUAUUCGUUAUUUGAUGAAGGUUCUGGAGUCUUCAUGGUGACCAUCUUUAACCUGAAGAAGUCCGACUCUGGGACUUACUGGUGUGGAGUGGAAAGAUUACAUAUACAGUCCCUACAUGAGGAAAGAAAAUUCCAGAAAGUGACUCUGGCAUCCUCCCCCCAACAAAGUCUCCAGUGGACACAGACAGCUCAUGUUCAGCAGAACAGCCAAGCGACAUCAUGUUUUGUAUCAAAUGAACGCAAAAUAGAGCUUAUCCUCAUGUUAUGUGGCUCACAGGAGGUGAAGCUGGAUGGGUGCAGCGUGUUCAGAGUGGACAGGAUGGCAGAGGACUGUGCCCUAGAUGAAUGGAGAGGGUUCACCUGGUGCUAUCUUCAACCUGUCACUGGCUCAGGUUACUGUCCCCACCUGCUGGAAAACAUAAUACCAAUGCCAAAGCAUCCUGCUGCAGGGACUCCUUCCACCCCAGCCACAGACCGUAAAACAUCCUGCCAUCCAGGAGGAGACACAGGAGUAUCUGGGACAGAACCCGUUGACUCAGGUCCAGCUUCUUCCCAACAAGCAUCACACUGCUAA
This is a messenger RNA of Colossoma macropomum (tambaqui), 942 nucleotides long. Its product is annotated as trem-like transcript 4 protein. The transcript has 5 exons. The coding region runs from base 145 to 942 and encodes 265 amino acids. Lineage: Eukaryota; Metazoa; Chordata; Actinopteri; Characiformes; Serrasalmidae. The record is from RefSeq and is a predicted model, not a curated record.